AGUAUGUAUAUGACGUCAUAAGGCUGCGUCGCGCUCCUGCAUCUGUUGAGAUUCGGCUGAAGAAAGGACAAACACACAGAAAAAACCCUAGUGAAGUGACUGAGAUCCACGUGACACACAAUUAUAAAGAUGGAGUUUAUUAGAGGAGAGUGAAGACAUGAAGAUGGAGUUUAUUAAAGAGGAGAGUGAAGACAUGAAGAUGGAGUUUAUUAAAGAUGAGAAUGAAGAGAUGAGGAUUGAAGAAACACUCAGAGUGAAAAAGGAAGAUACUGAGGAACAAACAAAGAUGGCGUUUAUUAAAGAGGAGAGUGAAGACGUGAAUAUGGCGUUUAUUAAAGAGGAGAGUGAAGAUGUAAAGAUUGAAGUCACAUUCAGAGUGAAAGAUGAAGAUCCUGAGGAACAAACAGAGAUGAUGGCACUGAAAGAGGAGACUGAAGUACUCAAUGAAAUUGAAGAGAAAGAUCAAUGUAAGAAUCCUAAUGAUUUCAUAACUGGAGAAAAGUCUUUCAGUUGCUCACAGACUGAAAAUACUUCCUCACAAAAAAGAGCUCAAAGGGCAAGGACUAGAAGUCCCUUCAUCUGCAAACAGUGUGGAAAGGGUUUCACUCAAAAAGGAAGUCUUAAAGUCCACAUGAGAAUUCACACUGGAGAGAAGCAUUUCACAUGUCCUCAGUGUGGAAAGGGUUUCACUCAAAAAGGAAGUCUUAAACUCCACAUUCGAACUCACACUGGAGAGAGGCCCUACACCUGCAAACAAUGUGGGAAAAGUUUCAAUGAUAAAGGAAACUUUCAUAGGCACAUGAGAGUUCACAUUGGAGAGAAGCCUUAUCCAUCCACUCAGUGUGGAAAGACAAUCGUUCAAGGCAGGAACCUUGAAGUCCACAGGCGCAUUCCCACUGGAGAGAGGCCUUUCACCUGCCAGCAGUGUGGAAACAGAUUCACUCAUAAAAAAAACCUUAAAAGGCACAUGAUUAUUCACUCUGGAGAGAAGCCUUACACAUGCCCUCAAUGUGGAAAGAGUUUUUAUCAAAGCGGAGGCCUUAAACGACACUUCAUGAGAAUUCACUCUGGAGAGAAACUGAGAAACCCUACGUGUGCAUUCAGUGUGGAAAUGAUUUCAAUCAAACAGGACAAUUUUUAAGACGUCUUAAGAGUUCACUUAAGUACCACAUGAGUAUGUAUGAGAGACCUGUUUUAUGCCAUCAGUGUGGAAUGAGUUUCACAGACAUGUAUCAUCUUAGGAAUCAGAUGAUGUCAAAUUGAUUAAUUGCAUCUAACAUAAAUAUUUGUUUUUAUUGUGU
Messenger RNA from Rhinichthys klamathensis goyatoka, 1301 nucleotides. Its product is annotated as gastrula zinc finger protein XlCGF7.1. The record is from RefSeq and is a predicted model, not a curated record. The coding region runs from base 158 to 1141 and encodes 327 amino acids. Gene Ontology annotation, cellular component: nucleus. NCBI's taxonomy places the organism in Eukaryota, Metazoa, Chordata, Actinopteri, Cypriniformes, Leuciscidae. The transcript has 3 exons.